AUGCCUCAACGAUCAUUCUCCCUCCAGCUGCAGUCUGUCUGGGACCGUCUGAGACGUCGUCGAGAUACCCAAAGGCCUCGUCGUUAUGCCGAUGUUGCAGCGGCUCAACGCCGAUCACAAGCUCGGGAUAGUCGUUUCCAUGCAGGCGAGCUUAUGUUCUUCGGACAGCCCCUGGAUGAAAGUCGCAUCGGUGAUCAGCCGGUUGUUCACACGCCACAUGUCUCAUCCCAUACAGGAGGCCCUUCGGACCAAGCUUUGAUCGACCGCUCCAUUAAUCGCUCCACCACCCUUGGCUUUCCACCACCGAAGGCAGUCAAGAUUCCGGUUAUUAAUCGUGCUACAUCCCAGCCUGACGCCCCCGACGAGGGAGAAGAAGUCGGUAGUCAGGUCUGGUGCAUACCUGGCGAUGAAUCGUACCCCCAAAUCUAUACUCAGGGUCGUUUGCUCGACAACGAGCUGUUUCGACACGGUUUCGUUGGUCACGAGGAUGGAAUCAACCUUCCUCUCAUGCUCACUGCCCUCUCUUUUGCAUUUGAUCACAACAUGGGCUUCGAGAUUGACAAUUUGAAAGCCACCAUCAACCGCUACAUCAUCGCUCGGAUGUUUUAUCACAACCCUCACUCCAAGUUCUUUUCUCUCGGUAAGGAAUACUCCGAGUUCCGCUCUGAGGAGAUCUACCGAGCUUGGGUUACCGUGACCAACGACCAACGACUCCAGGAAGCCCUUACCCCAGACGACCUCAUCCUGCUGUACCUUUGCAUGGUGCAGUACAAGUGGUGGCGCGAUCUGAUUCGUGGCUACGAAUACCAGUUCAACUCAAAUCUCCUACAGGAAUACGAGAAUUUCAAAGGGGACCUCCGGGGUAAUUUUGAAGAGGCUUUCUGGUUAUUUUAUUCCCGAACAUGUUUUGGAAGUCAUCCCUGGAUGGACGAUAUUACAGAAUCAUGUUUGCCUGAAGAUACCAGCGAAAGAGGCCGACACUCCCCCACAGCCGGACCCUACUCGAUCCUCCAGCCUCCCGUUGGAAACCCGGACAACUCGGGUAACACUGAGCGCCACCUCCGCCAUGUUCGCCGAGAGACUUCCGUUAUCCCUGAGGCCGACGACUUGAUCGACUUGAUCGAGCUGUAUAAAUAG
Fusarium pseudograminearum CS3096 is the source of this 1137-nucleotide messenger RNA. RefSeq lists its product as uncharacterized. NCBI's taxonomy places the organism in Eukaryota, Fungi, Ascomycota, Sordariomycetes, Hypocreales, Nectriaceae. The record is from RefSeq and is a predicted model, not a curated record. Bases 1 to 1137 code for a protein of 378 amino acids. The transcript has 3 exons.